UUUGUUUAGCUAUCCAUGGAACAUUAUUUUAUAUUUUUGCUUUUCUUGUGUACAGGGACUAGAAAGACCAUUGAUUCUGUAAUUUGGCAUGCUUGCGCCGGACCACUUGUUUCUUUACCUCGAGUUGGAAGUCUUGUUUACUACUUCCCUCAAGGACACAGUGAACAGGUCGCUGUAUCAACACAAAGGAUUUCCACGUCGCAUUUUACAAACUAUCUGGGUCUCUCCUCACAGCUAUCGUGUCAAGUUUGUGAUGUCACAUUACAUGCAGACAAAGAUACAGAUGAGGUAUAUGCACAAAUGACUCUUCAGCCAGUGAAAAGUGGGUGUAUGGUGACACUGCUUCCAUGUCAGGAAAUGGAUUUAUUUUCUGUGCCAGAUUUUGGACAAAAGCAAAGUAAGCAUCCAUCAGAGUUCUUCUGUAAGACUUUGACAGCAAGUGAUACAAGCACUCAUGGUGGUUUCUCAGUGCCUCGUAGGGCUGCCGAGAAACUAUUUCCUCCACUGGAUUUCACCAUGCAGCCACCAGCACAGGAGAUUGUGGCUAGAGAUUUACAUGAUAACUUGUGGACAUUCCGGCACAUUUACAGGGGACAGCCAAAACGUCACCUUCUAACUACUGGUUGGAGUUUGUUUGUUGGUGCAAAAAGGCUCAAGGCUGAUGUUUCUGUUUUGUUCAUCAGGGAUGAAAAAUCACAUCUUUGCUUGGGUGUUCGGCGUGAAAUGCGUCAACAAACAAUAUUGUCAUCUUCUGUUCUAUCUGUUGAUAGCAUGCACAUUGGAGUUCUUGCUGCUGCUUCCCAAGCUGCUACAUAUCAUAGCCCAUUCACUGUCUUCUAUAACCCCAGAGCAAGCCCUUCUGAGUUUGUUGUUCCAUUAGCCAAAGUGCACAAAGCUGUAUAUGGCAGACAUACUUCCAUUGGAAUGAGAUUUGGCAUGAUGUUUGAAACGGAGGAGUCAGGUAAACGCAGAUACAUGGGUACUAUAACUGGUAUUUGUGAUAUUGAUGCUAUUCAGUGGCCAAAUUCAAAGUGGCAUAACCUUCAGGUAGAAUGGGAUGAACCUGAGGCUGGUGACAGGCAAAAUAGGGUUAGUGUUUGGGAAAUUGAAAUUGCAGAUUGUCCCUUUCUCUUAUGUCCCCUGACCAUGUCAGGUCUUAAGCGACCAUAUCAAGCUGACUUGAUUUCUUCAGCAGAAGAAACAGAAGGGAGUAGCAUGGUGAAAAGAUCUUCGUCCUGGUUCCGAGAAACUGACAUUUCUGGUCUCCAGAACCCUGUAAAUCUCAACAUGAAUAUAGAACACCUCAUGAAGAUGCUUCGCAAACCACGAAGUGCACCAAUGGCACAAUUGGGGUCACAAGAACUUGGCAACAUUGAGGACUUGAUUUUGCACACUCCCUGCUUUCAAUCUAUCACUGGCUUCUUAAAAUCAUCAGGGCCCCAAUUUGGAUUAAAUAAGCCUGAUGCUUCCAUCUUAUCUUCAUUGAUCAGUUCAGAUACUUCUAUUCAUGUCCCUGAAAUAGGUAAUACUGUAGACAAGUUACAGUUCCCAUGUAACUCGAGUGCCGACUUUGUUGAUGCUACCCAAUAUAUCGAAUCUUUAAGUCAAGAGUUAUUUGGUCUUGCCGAUCUCCCUAAUGUGAAAAAUGCAUGCCAAACAGAGCAAAAUGCAUUGGAAAGUCAACAAAAUGAAUUAGAGAGUCAAUUAUCUAGAAGAGGUCUGAUUUCUCUGCUAGUUGGCACCACAAUCCCAAGCACUGUGAAUUCUUGUGGACUUGGGGAUUUUUCAGAGGAAAGCAAUGAGCAAAGUGAGACAUACAGUAAUAUUCAAUUUGAAGGUAGUAAUGGCAGCAUUUUGAUUGAUUCUUCUAUUUCAAGCUCGGGUUUAGAAGGCUUUGGCACCUUAAGGGCUCCUUCAGAAGGCUUAUUGGGUGGUAUAAGCUCAAGUUUAGAUCUUCAAUCUCAGGUCACUUCAACAAGUGGAGUAGACAAUCAGUCCUUAUCUAUACUAGGGAUGCCGGUCAAUUCAGGAGCGACAUCUUCAAGCAAUGUGGAAAUUAAUGAGAAUAGUUUCUUUCCAAGAAACUCGUGGCGACAGGUUACUCCUCAAAUGAGAACAUACACCAAGGUCCAAAAGUUGGGAUCUGUUGGAAGGUCUAUUGAUGUCACUCAGUUCAAAAACUAUGAGGAGUUGACAUUUGCAAUCGCGUGUAUGUUUGGACUCAAAGGAAAACUUGAAGACCCCAGGACUUCGAGCUGGAAGCUUGUGUAUGUGGAUUAUGAGAAUGAUGUUCUUCUAGUUGGAGAUGAUCCAUGGGAGGAGUUUGUUGCGUGUGUUAAAUGCAUCAGGAUUUUAUCCCCAUCAGAAGUCCAGCAGAUGAGCCAAGAGGGACUCCAACUCCUUAAUAAUUCUGCGAAGCUGGCUACUGGAUCAGGAGACCAUGUUUGGGAUCGCCCUUGAUUCUGGUUACCCUCUCACCCAUGUUUGCAAGAUUGUAUAAUUUGACUGUUUUGUCCUAGUGAGGAGCAAAUUCCAGUGGUCAUGGAGGAGGUUCUCUAGGGGUAGUUUGGUAUUUUUGUACCUCCGUGCUCAUGUGUAGAAGGGAUUCUCUUGUGGCAUCCAGGAGAAACUCUAACUUGGGUUUACUAAUAUAUGGUUUUAAUGCAAAAGGGAAUUUGGUGUGAUGCUUGUGAAGUGUGCAUUUGAUGCUGGUUAUGAGAAGAUUGAACAUAGGUGAUUCGUUUUCUGGACUUUGAUCUAGCUUUGGGCUUCGAUCGACUACUUUGGUUAGGAGGAUCUCCUGCUUGUCUCCUCAUUCAGCCAACUACUCAUGACUUGACUUAUUGUCACAUUCCCUUCUGGUGUUAUGUUGCUCAGGGUGAUCACCAAGAUCUCCGGUAGAGCCUGCAACUCAUCUUCUGGGGUCAUUUUCACCGUGGCGAGAUAGUAAAUGGUGUUUUGCAUCUCAUUCAAGUGCUUUAAAAUAAGACCUCAAUCCCUGAACUUUAGGUUCACUAACUUUUUGAUCAAUAACACCUUAUUGCUGAGAGGCUUCUCUUGUACAAGUCCUAUGGUUUGUCCAUAGAAACUUGGCAGUUGUCUCACUUGGUACAUUGUGGAAAAUGACAUCAUCCACCCAUUGUUAGAUUGUUACGAGUGCUUUUUAUUCCAAUUUUAUCCACUCUUCCACAUAUAUGCAUUCAUGUUUGUGUUUUGGCCUUUCAAUGGGCGUAUAUAGGUCCUUCAAACUAUAAGAUCUUCUAUCUUUUGUUUCAA
Molecule: messenger RNA, 3276 nt
Organism: Amborella trichopoda
Lineage: Eukaryota; Viridiplantae; Streptophyta; Magnoliopsida; Amborellales; Amborellaceae
Source: RefSeq, a predicted model, not a curated record